AUUUAAUAUAAAAACGGAAAUGAGAUUAUUAUUGGUUCUUCUAUUGAUUGGUAUAAUAUCAGCAACAAUGGCUCCUCCUAUCACAAGCAAUGAUAAGAAGUGGGUGAGAUCAACUGCUGAGAAUGACUCAUGUCAUAAGGAAUGCAAAAAAUCGGAUGGUCAUGUUUGUGCAGGAUUACAUAAAACAUAAUGUUGCUAGAAACACUGGUGCAUUUAAGAUGAAAAAUUACACGAUGUAUGGAAUUGCAGAAAUGGAUUUGAAAUUCAUGUUGAUUCAUGCAAUUCAUUCCCAAAAAGAGAUGCUGGAUUUUUACAAGAAGACUAUUGAGCCACAAUAUAAAUUAUAUUAAUUAUUAUCAUUCUUUC
Paramecium tetraurelia is the source of this 366-nucleotide messenger RNA. RefSeq lists its product as uncharacterized. The record is from RefSeq and is a predicted model, not a curated record. Lineage: Eukaryota; Ciliophora; Oligohymenophorea; Peniculida; Parameciidae. The transcript has 2 exons.